AUGGCGACUACGCCUUCAGCCUCGGUCUUUACUCUACCAUUGCCCUCUUGGGCUCAGCCAUCAGGCUCUCGUAUAUCUCAAUAUGAUCGCAAACGCAAGAAUGCGGAGCUGGAUGACGAAACGACUGAUGUCGCAUCGAGAAUAGAAUCCGAGGGCCCAUCCUUGGUACUGACACCAAAUGAAUCCCAUCAAUACCGAGUGGCCGGCUUUUCUUUACAUCAGGAACUGCCUCAAGGCAGGUUCCCACAUGGACCACCUCGGGACGACGAGGCAAAGAGGCAGACCGCUUCACACCAUCUGGAAGCCUUGGCGGAUCUGUCACCUCCAAUCUACCCUCCUCAAACAGCAGAGCAAACCAAUAUCCGGUUUCAACAUCUGGGUGUAGUGACCGCGAUAUUGCAUCGAUGCAUGCUUCAAGGCGACUACGUUCGAGCAGGACGAGCCUGGGGCUUGAUCCUGCGCGAAACCUACCGGGGCUCUCCAAUGGACGUCCGUAAUGAAACAAGAUGGGGCAUUGGGGCUGAAAUUCUGCUACGACGAGGUCAACGAACAACUUCAGCCAGCCUCGCCGGUAGCAAAGCUCCUAAUGCAGCUAGUAGCACCUUUUCCAGUUUCACUCCGGCAGGUUUUGCACAAGCCAAGGAAUACUAUGAACGACUCAUUCUCAACCAUCCGUACACAAAGACUUCGCCGCAAUCUGUAUCUUCUUUGCAUUUUUACCCUGCCAUGUUUGGAUUGUGGGUGUAUGUGGCCCAGGAAGAAAGCAACUCAGCUAGAGAGGAUGUUGCUACUCGUCUUGAAGAAGAUGAUGAUGAAUUUUCCGACGAUGAGUCAGGCUCGGAUAUCGGACAGCAUCGACAACAACGAGGCAAAAAUGCCAUCAGCGCAAUCAGGGCUCGGGAGCUGGGGCAAGCACAGCAGAUCGCUGUGCGCCUAGACCAACUCCUGGGAUCUCCUCCAUACUCUGACUCGGCUGAAUUGCUUGAACUGAGAGGAAUGGUCUCGCUGUGGAUUGGCGAUCUGUUGAUCUCCUCAAUAGCAUUGCCGGUCGAGUUUGACGAAGAUUAUGAUCACGAUGCCAUGCACCUUGACGAAGCCCCAGGCUCUUUGGAAGCCAGACGUGAACUCAGACUUGCCACCGAUAAGAAAUCGCUUGAAGUCAAAAAGUCAGCCGAGUUCUUUGAGAAGGCCCAACAACGUGGGAAGAAUCUUGCGCGGAAUUUGGAAAGCUUUCACAUAAAGGACUUCACCUAG
Molecule: messenger RNA, 1254 nt
Organism: Penicillium salamii
Lineage: Eukaryota; Fungi; Ascomycota; Eurotiomycetes; Eurotiales; Aspergillaceae
Source: the annotation of a GenBank genome assembly